Molecule: messenger RNA, 1467 nt
Organism: Aspergillus oryzae RIB40
Lineage: Eukaryota; Fungi; Ascomycota; Eurotiomycetes; Eurotiales; Aspergillaceae
Product: putative Patatin family phospholipase
Exons: 4
Coding region: 1-1467 (488 amino acids)
Biological process (GO): lipid metabolic process
Molecular function (GO): triacylglycerol lipase activity
Source: RefSeq, a predicted model, not a curated record
AUGCGCAAUGCUGUAUCAUACAAAGAGUGGAAGGACUGCGCCUACGAGUUAGACGAGUUGGAAGACAAUAACUCUUGGAAAGCAACCUUCGAGAGUUCCGAAUACGAUCCCCAUCUAGUACAGGAACGCCUGAAGCAACUUGAAGAAGCUCGCAUCAGCUGUGACGUUAGCCGGAUGAUAUUCCUAAUCCGCACCUCCCUAAGCCGCGAUUUAGGAAACAUGCGUAACGAUUCUCUCUAUCGACAUUCGCACGUCGGUACGAAGGACUUGAUUGAUCAGUAUAUUACGACAGCCCUGGACACAAUAUCGUCACUGGUGGACCUGUCAGCGAAAGGUCGUUGUGAUGGGCUGGAGUUGAAGUAUAUCCUUGAUCAACUUUUAGCAGCAAGGCAAGCUUUUGGCCGGAGCGCCUUACUGUUCUCAGGUGGAGCAACAUUCGGCAUGAAUCACAUCGGCGUGCUCAAAGCACUUUGGCAGGCAAAACUCCUCCCUCGUAUCAUCUCUGGCGCUUCGGCUGGAAGUAUUGUUUGCGCUGUCUUUUGCACUCGGACAGAUGACGAACUUCCGUUGCUUUUGGAUACGUUUGCCUAUGGGGACUUUGCCGUUUUCAAUGAUCCUGACCAGGAGGAGAAUAUACUCCAGAAGACCGCCAGGUUUUUGAAGUACGGCUCUUUUCUAGAUAUCUCCAACUUGGCCAAGGUUAUGCGAAACUGGCUUGGGGAUAUUACAUUUCAGGAAGCAUAUAAUAGAACGCGCAGAAUACUUAACAUCUGCGUUUCUAGUGCUGGAAUAUAUGAGCUCCCCAAGCUAUUGAACUACAUCACAGCACCUAACGUGCUGAUUUGGUCUGCAGUAGCUGUCUCGUGCUCGGUUCCAUUAGUAUUUUCGCCGUUUGUCCUCAUGGCCAAAGAUCCAGAGACAGGGGAGGCAGUCCCUUGGAACGACUUGCAUAGGCAGUAUAUCGAUGGCUCGGUAGAUGGUGAUUUACCGAUGACCCGUCUAUCGGAAAUGUUCAACGUCAACCAUUUCAUUGUGUCGCAGGUUAAUCCUCAUGUGGUUCCGUUUCUCCCGAAGUAUGAUGGCCCGACCCAUGGGACGCCGCAGACCCCGUUUUUGACUUCUAGAUUGUUCCACACCAUGACACACCUCGCAAAGGAUGAGAUACUGCAUCGACUUACGGUUCUAUCCGAACUUGGUAUUUUCCCAACAUCCUUGACCAAAACGGUUUCAAUCGUGAACCAGAAAUAUUCCGGGGAUAUUAACAUCUACCCCGAAAUACUCUACACCCAUUUCCCCGCAAUACUAAAAAAUCCGACUAGAGAAUUCAUGCUUAAAGCAUGUCUUUCAGGGGAGCGCGCGACGUGGCCCAAACUCAGACGGAUUCGGAACCACUGCGCUAUUGAAUUAGCUUUGGACUCAGCUAUUCAGCAGAUGCGGGCCAGAGUGGCCUUUAUGAGGAUCGGAUGA